CAUCUACAUUGACUCGAAAGAUGAAAGCAAAGUAAAAGAAAAUUUGUUUUUGUCAUUCUAUUUUGGAAUAUUUUAUUUAAUCAUCAGGGUAAAUGGGAAUUGUUAUCGAAAACACAAGGAAAAAAAGUGAAAAUUCAAUAUGCAGAAGAAAAACGAAAACAAGAACGAUCACGUCAACAAGAGUUUGAAGAUGCUCAACGACGAGAAGAAAAAUUAGAAGAAGCAAAACAAAAUGUAAUCAAAGAAGAUAAAUCAUUGUCACAAGCAGAAGUGAUCAAAAUUAAAUAUGUACGAAAUUAUCAUGAUAAACGAGUGAAAAUAUUCGGAUGGGUACAUCGAAUCCGAAGACAAGGCAAAAAUCUCACAUUUAUCAUUUUACGUGAUGGAACAGGCUUUCUUCAAUGUAUAUUAACAGGAAUUCUUUGUCAAACUUAUGAUUCAGUUAUUUUAUCAACUGAAGCAUCUAUAUCCGUCUAUGGCAUUGUACGAGCAGUACCUGAAGGACAAAGUGCACCUGGUGAUCAAGAACUAGUAGUUGAUUAUUUUGAAGUAAUUGGACAUUCACCACCUGGUGGUACUGAUACAUUAGUAAACGAGGAAUCACAUCCUGAUGUUCAACUCGACAAUCGACAUAUGUUAAUACGUGGAGAAAAUACAUCGAAAAUUUUACGACUUCGUUCAAUUGUUACACAAUGUUUUCGCGAACAUUUUUUUGAUCGAGGCUAUUAUGAAACAUUUCCUCCAACAUUAGUACAAACUCAAGUUGAAGGUGGUUCAACUUUAUUUUCAUUGAGUUAUUUUGGAGAACCAGCUUAUUUAACACAAUCAUCACAAUUAUAUCUUGAAACAGCUUGUCCUGCUUUAGGUGAUGUUUUUUGUAUUGCUCAAUCAUAUAGAGCUGAACAAUCACGUACACGUCGUCAUUUAGCCGAAUAUACACAUAUUGAAGCUGAAUGUCCAUUUAUUUCAUACAAUGAUUUACUUGAUCGAAUCGAAGAUUUAGUUGUUGAUGUGAUUGAUCGUCUAUUGAAACAUCCUGAAGCUCAUUUAUUACAUGAACUCCAUCCAAACUUUCAACCACCAAAAAAACCAUUCAAACGUAUGAACUAUAGUGAUGGCAUUGAAUGGCUUAAAGACAAUGAUAUUAAAAAUGAAGAAACUGGUAAAUUUUAUGAAUUCGGUGAAGAUAUACCAGAAUUACCCGAACGAAAAAUGACAGAUACUAUUAAUGAACCUAUAUUAUUCUGUCGAUUUCCAGCUGAAAUCAAAUCAUUCUAUAUGCAACGAGAUCCAAAUGAUAAUCGUUUAACUGAAUCGGUUGAUGUAUUGGUACCUGGUGUUGGUGAAAUUAUUGGUGGUAGUAUGAGAAUGACAAAUUUUGAAGAUUUAUCUGAAAGUUUUCGUAAAAAUGGUCUUUCACCUGAACCAUAUUAUUGGUAUUUAGAUCAACGUAAAUAUGGUACAUUUUCUCAUGGUGGUUAUGGUCUUGGUCUUGAUCGUUUCAUGACUUGGAUUACCAAUCGACAUCACAUACGUGAUGUUUGUUUUUAUCCUCGUUUUAUUGGUCGUUGUCGUCCAUGA
Messenger RNA from Rotaria sp. Silwood2, 1581 nucleotides. The record is from the annotation of a GenBank genome assembly. Lineage: Eukaryota; Metazoa; Rotifera; Eurotatoria; Philodinida; Philodinidae.